Molecule: messenger RNA, 2104 nt
Organism: Salmo salar (Atlantic salmon)
Lineage: Eukaryota; Metazoa; Chordata; Actinopteri; Salmoniformes; Salmonidae
Product: relaxin-3 receptor 1-like
Biological process (GO): positive regulation of cytosolic calcium ion concentration; G protein-coupled receptor signaling pathway; calcium-mediated signaling
Cellular component (GO): external side of plasma membrane; membrane
Molecular function (GO): C-C chemokine binding; C-C chemokine receptor activity
Source: RefSeq, a predicted model, not a curated record
CUUGCUUCCAUUCAGCCAAAAGAGCAUUAGUGAGGUUGGGCACUGAUGUUGGGUGACUAGAGAUGCCUCAUAGUCAGUGUUCCAGUUCAUCGCAAAGGUGUCCAUCAGAGAAAGGUCCAUCAUGUCUCAAUCGACCAAUCCACGCGAUGCAGGGGCAGGCGCUGUGAACGCGCACGACUACGCACCUGUAUAAGACUCCAGUCAAGAUGCAAAGUUUCACAUUGAUUGCGGUGUUAUAAAGGACUGUAGACACGAUAACUUUUAUCAUACAAGCUUCAAUUACAUAAAAUGAACAGCUAAAAUAAGCACUCAGUUGUAUGGAGCGCGAGGACUAUUCUGUGUUUGAUAGGCCAUCGAGAAGCGCCCUGAUGCUAGUAGAAGCACCGGUGUUGCAUUCUUAUCUGUGAGGAUGGGCGAGCUACUCAACCACAGCGGGAUUUUGGCGUUGAACAGGACUUUGAUGGAUGAUGACAAAUUCGGCAGUCUGGAGGAUAUUGACGUGACCGCGGACGGCACCCCGAUUCUAAGGAUAAUCAUCUCGGUUGUUUACUCCAUUGUGUGCGCGGUAGGGUUAAUUGGGAACUUGUUAGUCUUUUUCCUAAUGAGGUUAAAACAGGGCCGGAAGAAAUCGAGUAUUAACUUUUUCAUCAUCAACUUGGCAGUGACGGACUUCCAGUUUGUGUUGACUCUGCCGUUCUGGGCAGUGGACACCGCACUGGACUUCAGCUGGCCGUUUGGAGACGCCAUGUGUAAAAUCAUCCUUUCCGUAACAGUUAUGAACAUGUACGCUAGCGUGUUCUUUCUGACUGCUAUGAGUGUGACCAGAUACUGGUCUGUCGCCUCGGCUCUGAAGAACCGGUCGAGACAGAGGUCGUGUUCGGUGAAAUUGGUGUGCGCGGUGCUGUGGGUCUCCGCAACCAUUGCCACAGCACCCACUACCAUUUUCUCCUCAGUGACAGUAGUGGCUGGGGAGAAGCUCUGCCUCAUCAGGUUCCCUGAGGGACAUGACUGGCUCGCGCUAUAUCAUCUCCAAAAAAUUAUCAUAGCGUUCGUCAUACCCAUGCUGAUAGUGUCCGUCUGCUAUCUGAUGCUCUUACGGUUUAUCCGUCUGAGGAGCAUGAACAACAACCACCCCAAAAGGAGGUCGAGGGUGACCAAAUCUGUCACCAUCGUCGUCCUCUCCUUCUUUCUUUGCUGGAUGCCAAAUCACGCCAUCACAUUCUGGGGUGUAUUGGUAAAAUUUAACGCAGUCAAUUGGGAUAAAUCUUACUAUUUGGUCCACACCUAUGUAUUCCCGGUGACUGUGUGCCUCGCACAUGCCAAUAGCUGCUUAAACCCAGUUCUGUAUUGUCUCAUGCGACGAGAAUUCAGAAAGAUGCUGAAGGAUUUGUUUUGGAGAAUUUCCUCACCAGCCAUCUCCAAAGCCUGUACAAUACGUACGUUUACGGGGACGUGCAACACACGUGCAACACACGACGACAACCAAGGGGUUAUUCCCUUGAAUCUUCUAGACACCACACAAUGUCGACUAUCCUUUAUUGACAGACCGGAUCUUCCCGCAAUACCGGGUCUACCCGGAAUGGCACCUGAAGAUUCACAGUGCAUCCACCAGACAUAAUGCACUUACUCUAUGAAACGACUUGCUGUAAUCAAUUACGCAUGCAUUUGGGAACUAUAAAUGACAGAGUUCUUGACUUCCCAAUGUUGUCAUUACCCACGGGGCACCAAUUGCGCAGAGUAGGCCAACGGAGUGAAAAGCAGUAUUUACAGAAAUUUGGGCACGCACUGGGAUGGGUAGGACAUGUAAUCAUUGCGCGUAAAGUUACCAAGUACAUGUUGAUUGUAAGAUAAGAGAGUCACAAAUUUAGAGUGCACCGAAGUCAAUAUUCCCUGUGGAUAUUAUACUCUUUGUUGGAAUGUUGAGAUGUUUCUUCUGUCGUCCAUUCAAGCUCACACAUUGCCGCACACAUUUUUGGUACAUCAAAAUCGAAAUAAAUGUGAUCCUAUUAAUAUGUUAUCAGUGCUUCUGUUGUGGUAUCUGAAUAUAUGGCUGAAUGUAAAAGGGUCAUUGCAAUGUAUGUGAAAUAAAGCGCAUAUAAAUUAA